GCGUUAUUAUGAGCUCACAACAUAUUCAACCGUAGUCACUGUUACAGCCUCGGAGUCUGCGCUUAAACGACGUCGUCGUCCAUGAGGUUCCUCCUCGGGUUGUGCCCCUGCUUGCGGAAGACCGGCACAGCCUCCGACGCCGCCGCCGACCACGAUCCCAACGCCGCCGCCGACCACGAUCCCAACGCCGCCGCCGACACUCUGGAUCUCAUCUUCGACCUCCACACUCUCCAACUCGCCACCAACUUCUUUUCCAACCUCAACCAACUAGGUCACGGAGGUUUUGGUCCUGUCUUCAAGGGAUUGAUGCCAAAUGGUCAAGAAGUGGCGGUUAAGAAGCUUUCGAUGGAAUCUAGACAAGGAGUUAGGGAAUUCACGAAUGAAGUGAAGCUAUUACUCAAAAUUCAGCACAAAAACUUGGUUACAUUGCUUGGUUGUUGUGCAGAAGGACCUGAAAAGAUGCUUGUCUAUGAGUUUCUCCCAAACAAAAGCCUUGAUCACUUUCUGUUUGAUAAAAGGAGGUCUUCAUCUUUGAACUGGGCAACACGAUUUAGAAUAGUUACUGGUGUGGCUAGAGGACUUCUCUACCUGCAUGAAGAGGCCCCGGAAAGAAUUAUUCACAGGGACAUUAAAGCUAGUAACAUAUUGCUUGAUGAGAAAUUAAAUCCAAAAAUUUCGGACUUUGGCUUGGCAAGGCUGUUUCCUGGGGAGGAUACUCAUGUGCAGACAUUUAGGAUUUCCGGUACACAUGGCUACAUGGCCCCUGAAUAUGCAUUGCGUGGAUAUCUUUCUGUAAAGACGGAUGUUUUCAGUUAUGGAGUUCUGGUGUUGGAAAUAGUUAGUGGAAGAAAAAAUCAUGAUGUGAAGCUUGGUUCAGAAAAAGCAGAUCUCUUGAACUAUGCAUGGACACUAUAUCAAGGAGGUAAGGUAAUGGACUUAAUUGACCCAACGCUUGGUAAAUACAAUGGUGAUGAGGCAGCAAUGUGCAUUCAGCUAGGUUUGUUGUGCUGUCAAGCAAGUAUAAUUGAAAGACCUGACAUGAACACUGUUCAUCUCAUGCUCUCAAGUGAUUCCUUUACUUUGCCAAGACCAAGUAAACCAGGAAUUCAAGGUCGUGCAGGACGUUGGACUACUACCACAACUUCUGCUUUAACCAAUACUAAUGCUAGUAGUGCUACCAAGGCCUCAGGUGGUGGUAGUUCUGCAGAGGAUUAUUCUAGAAAUUCUAUCUCUACUUCAUCCUUUGAUGAAGGAAGAUGACCUCCAUUCAUAUUGUAUAGGGUGUAUAAGAGGCUCUCUCUAUUUAUUUAAGGGUAUUCUUUUUGUAACAUUGUAUUUAUAUUAGUAGAGAAAAAGUUUUAUCUAUUUAAUAAUAUAUAUAGAAUUUAAGCCUGAGUUAGGCAUUUUUGAU
Molecule: messenger RNA, 1411 nt
Organism: Abrus precatorius (Indian licorice)
Lineage: Eukaryota; Viridiplantae; Streptophyta; Magnoliopsida; Fabales; Fabaceae
Product: putative receptor-like protein kinase At4g00960
Exons: 5
Coding region: 82-1260 (392 amino acids)
Biological process (GO): protein phosphorylation
Molecular function (GO): protein kinase activity; ATP binding
Source: RefSeq, a predicted model, not a curated record